AUGGAGAAAGUCAGGUGUAUGUUGAGUGAAUCAGGAUUUGGUGAAGAGUUCUGGGCUGAGGCAGCAUCAACAGCAGCAUAUUUGAUCAAUCGAUCACCUUGCUCAGCCAUUGAUCACAAUGUUCCAGAAGAGUUAUGGCUUAACAGAAAGCCUGGUUACAAACACUUGAGGAGAUUUGGCUCAGUUGCUUAUGGUACAAAAGGGUACAAGGUCUGGUUGUUGGAAGAAGAGAAGUGUGUGAUAAGCAGAAAUGUGAUAUUUCAUGAAGAACAAGUGUUUAAAGAUCUGGGUAAUGAAACAGAGAAGGUUACAGAGGGAAAUCUGGAAACUGGUCAGUCAAGUGAGACAAGGGAAAUUGAGAUUGUGGCAGAGACAAGUUCAGAAGAACAACAAGGUCGACAACAAGUUACAGAGAAUCUUGUUCCAGGUGGAGCUACUGAAAACGGUUCAAACGAGACUGAAGAAGAAGAGGAGGAGCAGUAUGAUGAAGACGUGGUUGAUCUAGCUGGUUAUCAACUAGCAAAAGACAGAAAGAUGAGAACUACUGCACCUCCAGCCAGGUUCAAUGAUUACAACAUGGUAGCAUUUGCGUUACUUGUUGCUGAAGAUCUCGAUAUUGAGGAACCACAGUGUUAUCACGAAGCCAUGAAUUCACCAGAAUGGGAAGAGUGGAAUGAUUCAAUGGGUGAUGAGAUGACUUCACUGGCAAAGAACAGGAUUUGGAUAUUGUUGAUCGACCUAAAGACAAGAAAGUCAUUGGUUGCAGGUGGCUGUACAGAAAGAAAACUGGGAUUCCGGGAGUGGAGUUAA
Messenger RNA from Microthlaspi erraticum, 810 nucleotides. NCBI's taxonomy places the organism in Eukaryota, Viridiplantae, Streptophyta, Magnoliopsida, Brassicales, Brassicaceae. The record is from the annotation of a GenBank genome assembly.